AUGCAAACCUCGGAUGUAUCAGGCAUCCCGAACAAUUCGCGUCUAAUCCCCCCAGGGUCCAAAUACGCGCUCAACGGCGAUACUGGAUUUUCCCACGGUGCCUACAACAAUAAUCACCCUCACUCGGUUCAAGGAUUCUCGGAUCGAAACGCUCGUCGCGCCAAUAUUCCCGCUAUAAACACGAACCCAGGACAACAAUCCGACAUGGCUUCCGGUUUCGAUAUGAACUUCACCCCCCUUUUACCUUCGCAGCUGCUGGUGGGCAGUCCCUUUCAACCUGGAACUCCCUCGGCCUUCCAAUCGCCUCAGUUCGCCAACUUCGGCAGCUUCCCCCAGGCCAAUGGCAAUGGACACGCUCAGAACAACCAGAACCACAUGCACAGCCCGACUCAAGGAAUGCAAAACCAGGGUCUAUAUGGAAUGAUGUCCCCCGACGGCAUGGGUGCAUCUCAGAUGAUGGGCCCUCAGUCGCCCAUCAAUGGUCUCGGAGGUAUGGGCAACGCGGCUCUGGGAAGCCCCCAGGCUUCGGUGGCCCCCGGCAUGCUGUCAGGGACCAGCCGCACUGUUUACCUAGGAAAUAUCCCAGCUGAAACAUCUGCUGAGGAGAUCCUGAACCAUGUGCGUAGCGGCCAGAUUGAGUCUGUCCGUCUGCUCCCUGAUAAGAACUGCGCGUUCAUCUCCUUCUUGGACAGCAGCUCUGCUACGCAUUUCCACUCUGAUGCCAUUUUGAAGAAGCUGGCUAUCAAGGGAAAUGAUAUCAAGGUUGGCUGGGGUAAGCCUUCUCAGGUCCCCACUUCCGUCGCCCUAUCUGUUCAGCAGUCGGGCGCGUCGCGUAAUGUUUACCUCGGAAAUCUCCCCGAAGAGACAUCUGAGGAUGACCUUCGCGAGGAAUUGGGCAAGUUCGGACCCAUUGACACCGUGAAGAUUGUCAAGGAGAAGGCUAUUGGAUUUGUGCACUUCCUCUCCAUCAGUAAUGCGAUGAAGGCCGUCACCCAGCUCCCUCAGGAGCAGCAAUGGCAAGCGCCAAAGCGGGUGUUCUACGGCAAGGACCGUUGCGCGUAUGUGUCCAAGACUCAGCAGCAAAAUGCUGCUCAGUUCUUAGGAAUCGCACCUGGAUACGCGCACGUGCUCAACACUGCGGAUCGUGACUUGAUUUCCAAUGCGCUUGCCCAACAGUCUGUGGCCGCGGCCGCCGUGGCUACGACAGCGGGCGGUGUCAACAACCUUGGUAACCGAACCAUCUACCUAGGAAACAUUCACCCUGAGACUACCAUUGAAGAGAUUUGCAACGUUGUUCGUGGCGGCCUCCUGCACCACGUCCGGUAUAUUCCUGACAAGCACAUUUGCUUCGUCACAUUCAUUGAUCCUACCUCAGCUGCCUCAUUCUAUGCCCUGAGUAACCUUCAGGGUCUGAUGAUUCACAACCGCCGACUCAAGAUUGGCUGGGGCAAGCACUCAGGCCCUCUCCCGCCCGCCAUUGCAUUGGCAGUCAGCGGAGGUGCGUCGCGUAACGUAUACAUCGGCAACUUGGAUGAGGCCUGGACGGAGGAACGCCUCCGUCAGGACUUUUCGGAGUACGGUGAGAUCGAGCUGGUGAACACUCUGCGCGAGAAGAGCUGCGCCUUUGUCAACUUCACCAACAUCGCCAAUGCCAUCAAGGCCAUCGAGGGCAUGCGCAACCGUGAGGACUACCGCCGUUUCAAGAUCAACUUCGGUAAGGACCGCUGUGGAAACCCUCCCCGCCAGGCUGGCAACAACCAGAAUGGCCAGGGUCGCAAUGGAUCCGGCAUGGAAGGCCCUCAGUCACCUACCCCCGCUCUCAACGGAUUCCAGCAGAACCUCAGCCAGUCAGGCUCCCAGUCCAGCCCGACUCGUCCCGCUCUCUCCCCAGCACCCGGCUCUACGGGCUCGCAGAACGGACAGCAGCGCCACCCUCUGCAGACAGUCUCCUCUCCCUCUGGCGUCCUCAACGUCGGAUCUAGCAACCCUCUCACCAUGUACCUGAACCAGAUGUCUGCCCACCAGGCACAGGACCAGGAGAAUGGCCUCAGAGACCCCAUGGCCCUGGCCGGCCUACAGGCACAGUCCCAGCCCCAGCCCCAGCAGUCGAUGUACAACGGUGCAACCAACGGUGACCUCUCCAACGGAAGCAUGGACCCGCCAAUGCACCCACACAAGUCCUCGAACAACAGCUACUUGAGCGUGGGUAACGGCUCCGGCCACGGCCACCACGCCAGCACCAGCAGCCUGAGCGUGCCCCGUGCCUCGCACUCGCGAGCCGUAAGCCUGCCCUCCUUCUCACAAGAGCCCUUCGGUCCUGUCUCUGGCCAGCCAAUCCACCGCGCAGGAGCUGCCCACCAACCCCAGAGCAGCUUUUCUAGCUUCGGCUCUGCUCUCGGCGGCCUCAACCACCCCGGAUUUGGACUGGCUAUUCAAAACGAAAACUCAUUGCCCGGAUGGGCUGAAGAGGAGAUCGGGGCCAAAUAA
This is a messenger RNA of Penicillium antarcticum, 2487 nucleotides long. RefSeq names its product putative differentiation regulator (Nrd1). Gene Ontology annotation, cellular component: cytoplasmic stress granule. Gene Ontology annotation, biological process: mRNA splicing, via spliceosome. Gene Ontology annotation, molecular function: mRNA binding. The transcript has a single exon. The record is from RefSeq and is a predicted model, not a curated record. The coding region runs from base 1 to 2487 and encodes 828 amino acids. Lineage: Eukaryota; Fungi; Ascomycota; Eurotiomycetes; Eurotiales; Aspergillaceae.